Messenger RNA from Lepus europaeus (European hare), 1109 nucleotides. It is a transcript of the gene GSTZ1, whose product is annotated as glutathione S-transferase zeta 1. Gene Ontology annotation, molecular function: glutathione transferase activity; maleylacetoacetate isomerase activity. Gene Ontology annotation, cellular component: cytoplasm; mitochondrion. Bases 127 to 777 code for a protein of 216 amino acids. Gene Ontology annotation, biological process: glutathione metabolic process; L-phenylalanine catabolic process. NCBI's taxonomy places the organism in Eukaryota, Metazoa, Chordata, Mammalia, Lagomorpha, Leporidae. The record is from RefSeq and is a predicted model, not a curated record. The transcript has 9 exons.
GGAGAGCCCAUUCCGGUCCAGCCCCCGCCCUGUCCAGACGGGAGCCGCGGGUCCUGGGCCGCAGACUUCGGCGAGUCCCAGGCGCCAAGUGUCUCGGUCUGGAAGAGGGGUCGCCCGAAGUGUAAGAUGCGAGCGGCCAAGCCCAUCCUCUAUUCCUAUUUCCGAAGCUCCUGCUCAUGGAGAGUUCGAAUCGCUCUGGUCUUGAAAGGCAUCGACUAUGAGACGGUGCCCAUCAACCUCAUAAAGGACGGGGGGCAGCAGUUCUCGGAGGAAUUCCGGGCACUGAAUCCCAUGAUGCAAGUGCCGGCCCUGAAGAUUGAUGGACUCACCCUAGGCCAGUCUCUGGCCAUCAUCGAGUACCUGGAGGAGACCCGGCCCACCCCGCGACUCCUGCCUCAGGACCCAAAGAAGAGGGCCAGCGUGCGCAUGAUCUCGGACCUCAUCGCGGGCGGCAUCCAGCCCCUGCAGAACCUGUCUGUCCUGAAGCAAGUGGGAGAGCAGAACCAGCUGCCCUGGGCCCAGAAGGUCAUCAGUUCUGGCUUUAAGGCCCUGGAGCAGAUCCUGCAGAGCACUGCGGGGAAGUACUGUGUGGGAGACGAGGUGUCCAUGGCUGAUCUGUGCUUAGUGCCUCAGGUGGCUAAUGCGGAAAGGUACAAGGUGGAUCUUAGCCCGUACCCUACCAUCAACCGCAUCAACAAGACGCUGCUGGCCUUGGAGGCCUUCCAAGUGACUCACCCCUGCCGGCAACCCGAUACACCUGCUGAGCUGAGGGCCUAGACCCCGAGCACUACCCUGCCGGGUCAGGGGCCGGGAGAAGGGCACAGGAGCAGAGGCUGGGUGGCCUGGAAAGGCCUAGAAAGGCCUGGAAAGGAGCGAGUCCUAACCGAGGAGGCAGGAGACCAGAACUCUAGCUCUUGACUUUGACCUGUGGCCCUGGAUCUGCCUCCUGCUGCCUCAGCCCUGUCAGCUGUCAGAUGCAGGGAGAGCGGGUGGUCCUGGGCGGGGGCCGGGGGGGUGGUCAUUACCUGCUGUGUCAUGGGGCAGUGAUGAAGACCCGAGGAUGAGGAUUAAAAUGCCUGGCGAAUCUGCCACGGCACCAUGAGGAAGUC